GGGUAUGGGCGCUGGUAAUCUCUCGUUAUUAAUUGGCAAAUAAGUGUUGCGACAAACGCCCCGACAAAUUACGUGUGAUGGAAACAGCCAUGAACGUUAGCCAGGCAGCGUAAACCGGAGUCUAAACUCAACAGGUACGUCUGACUUCUGUCACGUCAACUCCUUUGACAGGAUCGUCGUUAGCUCGCAAGGGAAGCAUGUCAGAGAAGACGAGCGCCGAACAUGUCGAUAGUAAGCAGAGGGACAGGAAAGAAGCAAAGGCUUCGCCAUCCGGCGUAUUGGCAUUCGGGCACGGUCCGCGAUGGGCCCCUAUCAGUGGGCGAAGAAAUUGCCGCCGCGACCGUUGAACUCAGUUCAAGUGUCAAAGCGGAGCUCGAACAGCGCAGCUCGCAACUUAUGGGCAGUGGAGCGUCUGAAGUGUCUCUGGACUCUCUCGUACGAAAAACCGGAGCAUCUUCGUCAAGCCGAUUCCAAUCAGAAGCGGCAGCCGCGGCCUCGGAGCCAUCUGCACCGCUUCCGGUGCACAAGUCGGAGGCGUGUCAAACAACGGAGCCAGCAAGCGUGGCGUACAGAUCGCUAAUUCUCCAGUUUUCACCAGUGAGACGGAAUCAAGAACAUCGAAGUUCCAAGCCAGUCUUGACGCUGCCUUCUGCUUUGACGGAGCAUGACUGGCUUGACGGGCAGCAUAGCCCCCUGAGCCCCAAGUCUCCGGAAUUGCCAUUGCAGAGGCCAGAGAACUUUAGCAUGCUGUGGAAGAGUGUCACACCCCCGGAUGUUGAUACUGCUUCGACUUCGACAAUGCAGCCAUUCGCCCGCGCGAGUCCACCCGACGAUGAACUGCCGUUAAGGAAACAUGUUCAACAACAGGCGACAGAGAAUAUUGAGAUAGAUUCCAUACCUUCCGCGGGUUACAACGUGUCUGCUGCGGCGCUGUCUCGUACUCAACAAAGUAGCGCUGACGAUAAGGCACCACUAGAACCGCAGGUUCCGGGAAGUCCCCGGUUAUUGGCUCCUUGGAACGAGACACCCAGGGGGCUAGAGAGAAAGCGAGAAACACCGGAGGUCUUCCGGGACACGUCAUCGUCAACGAGCUGCAGUGUCUCUGCCAGCGAGCUCUCCAGCCCUCAAAUAGGCACGGCAUUGCACUCCCCCAGGGUCCGGCCGGUGGCGUCCGACACUACACCUCGCAUCCCGUGGGUAACGGUCGCAGUGAUUUGGCUGCAAUUGCAGUCUCACUGGAACCACCUGCACAAGGACUACCCUGACCGGUGCGCAAGCGUCAGCACGAUCGUGCUCGAGAACCGGUGGGAGAGGCUUCUCUUCGCCGCCUUCCAUCACGCUGACGUCAAGACGCUGGCGCUCAACUCGCUUUGUUUUUUCGCCAAUGGUGUCCUCCUGGAAGCUGGUCUGGGUGCGGCCCACUUUGCCGCUCUAUUCGCCACUGCUGCCGUUCUGGUGGGACUCGUGAACACUUUCAUUCUGAGGUUCCUGUACGAGUACACUAAGCUGUCUUCAUGGCAAACGGUGUGCUCGCAGACCUUCGUCGGGAUCAUUAUGACACUUGAAGUGCUUACAAGCACGAAAUUUGUUAAAGCGAGAAUCCACUACGGCAAACGGAGGUUCCGGGUCAGGAGGAAACUUUUCGCCGUGCUCGAGACAUUCUUCUACUGUCGUGGACGGAUAGUAACGUUUGCCCGAUUAUCAGUGGCAUCUUGGUGGGUGCCUUCCUCGCGCAUACGUCACCGGGAAACUUUAUUACGAGGAUCCGGCGACCCCGACGUAGCUUGUACAUACGCGUUCUUCCUUGCGCACCGGUGACGUACCUAUUCGUCACUGCUAUCAUCGUAGCCUUCUUGCAAGGACCUUUUCCUGACCCUCUAACCUUGGCUGAGACUGGCCUGUCAUUUCGCGUUCCCGUGCGGCGACCAAUGCUUCUACCCAUGCUCUACCAGCCCGAUGUCUACUGGUUGGCCUACGCUGUUUUGUCCAUAUGGGAUGUUGGCCAAGAACUUGAGCAAGAGAUUGGCCAUCUCGGCUUUCUCUUCCUGGCCGGGCUGUUGCUGAAGGCUCUGCACGUGCUCCUGGACGGGUUGUGCUGGAUCCUCUGGUGCCAUCUGCUGGCGUUGGGAGACAACUUGCCGACACCCGUACCGCAUUCGAGCUCGUGCACUUGCGGACUGGUCGCCGCCCUCAUGGCGUUGAAGGUGGUCCACCACGUGAUGCAUCCCGGCUGCGUCUAUCGCAUGGCGUCGAUGCCAAUCUACGUGCCCUUCUGGACCGGCGUGCUGUUCGAGCUUGCGGUGCAGAACGUUGCGAGUGGUUCGGCCGCUUACAUCUACGGGCCUAUCCUAGGUAUUCUCCUGGGAAUCGCAGUCACGUGCGUCAGGAUAGAUUGCCUCCGCAAACUGACUGCCAGAUUGGCGGGCCUCUCGGACAUUGGCAUACUCUUGCGUGGCACCGACGUGUCACCUGAAAACGUCCUCCUGAUGCUCAGACACUGACACACUUCCUUGGUGUGGCACGGGUGCAUAUCAUCGUAAAAUUAAAUACGGACCAGUGCACCAAUCGGAAGUCUUUUUCAUAGAGCUUUGUGUUUAAGUAUUAAGCACAACGUCAGCUAGCCAGCCAAGAAAUUUUCGGGCUACGAAGAUGGACCGGGCGUCGCAGGGAAGAGAAGGGCUGUCUGGGGAAGGAGAGUGUGUGACGUACAUACUAACGAAGCCGACUAUUUUAACGUGGAGCAAAAUAUGCAUUCACACAGUUAUGUUCUUCCUAUUCGUGAUAAACUCCCUUUUAAUGGUGAGCAUUAUUGGGCACGAUCUUCGCCUUUUUUGUUUAGUUAGGUUGAUAGCAUGGUUCAGAUUAA
Dermacentor silvarum is the source of this 2866-nucleotide messenger RNA. RefSeq lists its product as uncharacterized. NCBI's taxonomy places the organism in Eukaryota, Metazoa, Arthropoda, Arachnida, Ixodida, Ixodidae. Gene Ontology annotation, molecular function: serine-type endopeptidase activity. Gene Ontology annotation, cellular component: membrane. The transcript has 3 exons. Bases 223 to 1818 code for a protein of 531 amino acids. The record is from RefSeq and is a predicted model, not a curated record.